Molecule: messenger RNA, 2794 nt
Organism: Oncorhynchus mykiss (rainbow trout)
Lineage: Eukaryota; Metazoa; Chordata; Actinopteri; Salmoniformes; Salmonidae
Product: protein LYRIC
Biological process (GO): positive regulation of canonical NF-kappaB signal transduction; negative regulation of apoptotic process; regulation of transcription by RNA polymerase II
Cellular component (GO): nucleus
Molecular function (GO): transcription coregulator activity
Source: RefSeq, a predicted model, not a curated record
AAGUCAACCUUGCUUUAUCAGUGGGCAAGAAACCGGUACAUCAGUCAUACGAGCUGGACAAAUAGCUAGCUAUACGAGGCUAACCCAUUUUGACGGACUCAAAUGUUACAUGAGUGACAGCUAGCUAACGCGUUAGCGGCUAGGUGGCUGACAAGCUAGCGAUGAUCGUGGUUUUAUUGUUUGCCCUGUCAAAACCGUUAUUUUUAGCCGGCUAACGUUACCUUUUGCAUAUUCUGUCAAUCAUCGAGAUCAACUCAAAUGGCAGAGAACUGGCAGGACGCGACCUGUCAACAGGUCAAGUUGAUAGCAGGUCGCCUGAAUGAGCUUCUUUCCACUGGCCUAGACCUCUUGCACUCAGAACUCGGGGUGGAUUUUGGAGUGAAGCCCGAGAUUCCGCCAUGGUUGAUCUUCUUAGCAGCGUGCAUUGGGCUCGUGCUAAUGGUGGCUAUGUGGGCCUCCGCAUGUCGCAGGCUCUUCAAGAAGCGACCGACCAUAGUUGAAAUUGAGACCGUUGAAAGCACUAAACCAGCUUCUAUCAAGGUGGCAAAAACAGAGGAACCGAAAAAAGCGAAAAGGAAAACUACAGAAAAGAAAUCACAGCCAAAUGGUAGUGUAGUUGCUGAGCUACAAGAGGACGUCAGAGUGACUGAAGACAACCUGCCAGUAGUGCCACAUCAUUCUCCUCAAAUCAAGACAGAAAAGGCUUCUGAGGUAAAGAAGACCAAGAAGAAGCAGAAACAGGCAGUAAAGGAGGCUAAGACUGCUUCUUCUCAUGGCAAGGAAUCAGAGGAAGUAUCAGGCACCUGGGAGACCAAGAUCAGUAACAAGGAGAAGCGUGAGCAGCGCCGUAAAGACAAGACCUCCGGUGACGGCUCAGGGAGCCCUGGAGGAGUGGAUCCUCUGCCUAGUACUCCUCCCACCGAGUCAACCAAGGCCAGCCCCAAAGCUGCAUCCCCUGGGUCUGUCUCUGAGAAGAAGGAAAAGAAGAAGAAAGGAGAAUCCUCCAAAACCAAAGCUGAGAAAGCAGAUGCUGUCGCUGCUGUUGCUGUAGUCAGACCUCAAGCUAUCAGCAGUGAGGAGGCUCCGGUAGUGACUGAAGAACGGCCUGACCUGGCUGUGACAGCCCAAGAGGCCCCAGCCCUUACCAUUUUUCCUGAUGAGGGGCACUGGACCACUCCUGAGAGCAACCAAGACACCGCUGUCUGGGGGCAGGAGACUGAAGGAGGAUGCACUGUCAAUGAUGCGGGGAUAACAUCAGCUUUUAGACGUGAUUUGUUUUUAGAACCCCAGCUGCUAUGUCCCAGCCCGCCUAAGCCCCAAGUGGAAGACGAGUGGUCUGGUCUGAAUGGUGAUGGGUCUGCUGCUGCAGCAGACGGGUACUCUGACUGGAAUGCCCCAGCGGAGGGGUGGGAGAACUAUGGGGAACUCCCUGCUCCAGUACAGGCUGUCCCCCCUGCCCUCGAGGAGCCCCUGCCAGAGACUGUCAAGCAGGUAUCUGAUGAAGAGAGAGAAAAGGCGGAGCCUGCCGCUGAUGGGACUGGUAAAUUGAAAAAGAAGAAAAAGAAGAAGAAGAAGCAAGCUGAAGAUGCUGUAGUUACUGGCCAGGAGUCAGAGGAGCCAAGUAAAAAGGUUGUUACUGAGGCCAAGGUGAAGAAGCAGCCAAUCAAGGAGCCUGCUGCUCCUACUGUCCAGGCUGUCAACGCUGCUGCUGUGAAGGCAAGAGUGGAGCAACCAGUGGUGGUUCAGAACACAGCCCCCAUCGCACAAGUGCCACCCCAACCCGCAGAGACAAAGCCUACUGCCAAGCAGAACAGUCUACCUGCUCCAACACAUAAAGAGAGCCAGCCUUCCAAACCAGUGAUGAAGAAGAAACGGGCAAGAAGAGAAACAUGAAUUGUAGUCAUGAACAUGAAGUGUUAUGCAAAAUACUUUGGAUAAAACAGCUGUUCAUCCUGUUUGUGCAACAUUUAAAUACUUGCCCUUUUAAAAAAAAAAAUGAAAUAUCAAACUUCUAAGUUCUGACCGGCCAGCUUCAUGUCCAAAAUGCAGCCUGGUCAAGCAGACUGGAUCUAGAUUAACUGCAAAGCUAAAUUCUGCGAUUCUGAUCAAUAUCGUAGUGUGGACACACACAUAUGAAAACUGUUUUCCAAUUCCAAUGAAUCUUUCGAACGAUCAUGUUUGAUGAUUAGACAUCUAGAAAAUGACUAAUAAAUCCUGAUUUAAUAGGGAUUGGGAUGUUGUGGCUUUGAGAUUAAUAUUAUAGAGGAAGGUUCAGCUGAGUCACGUUAACAUUACUGGCCUUUAUUCUGCAGUCUUUGUUUGCUGUUUAUAUCGUUAACCAUAUUGGUGCAGUGACUCAUGCUCAAAAGGUCAAGUCCAACACUAUAGGGUCGUGUUCAAUAGGACACAUGGCAGCAAACCGUUUUGAAAGGGAAAAACUAAAUAAGCGAUUGCUAUCUGACAAGUUCAGGUAGUCCUCCCCGUUUCAGUCCAUGUUGUACUGUUUGGUGCCUAAUGAACACGACCCAAGGGAAUCAUGUUUAGCAUUUGGAUGCAGGUGGUGUUAGUGGUAUCUGCUGUACAUGGAAAAGAGACAUACUUUCAGUUACUUGCUGUUAUUUUGACCAUCAGUGUUGUGCUCAGAUGUGUAGUUGCUUCUACCAUUGAUGGCUGUGUUGUCCUGUCCACCCGUGGUUGAUGAUUCAAAAGUCCUUUACCUUUUGUAACCUCUUUGUAAUAAAAACGCUUCAAGCCAUAUGUAAAAAAUAAUACAAAAUAAAGGCCCUUUUCUAUA